GAUGUGAGGAGAAAGGAGACAGUAGCCUCAUACCCAGCUGAAUUUCCAAAUGAACCUGAUAGAGUGUCAGUGAAUGAAUAUAAAGGUGGUGCCCUUGAGGAUGGACACUUAAUGAGAGACCGGAUCAAGGAUGGGGACAGUGAGGGGCCUCAAGCACACCUGGGGACUCCUAUUCCAGACUACGGUGGUGAAUGGCAUCCAUGUGGGGAGGUCUCUGAUCAAAGCGCCAACCUCAUUACACGUAAGAGUACACAUUUAGGAGAGAAUCACUCUAAAUAUGACGCAUGUGGGGAAAUACUUAACCCGUCCUCCAGUGCUGGUGGUCAGAAGAGGAUUCAUGUGGGGGAAAGCCCUUACAUGCAUAAAAAAUUUCGGAUGGCCUUUCACCAACUCUCACCUCUUACCGAACAUCACAGAACCCAUACUGGUGAGAAACCCUACCAAUGUCCAGAAUGUGGCAAGGUCUUUACGAAGCACGCACACUUUAUUGGACAUAAAAGAAUCCAUUCUGGAGAGAAACGUUAGCAAUGUGAGUAACGUGCGAAGGCAUUUAUCCAACACUCACCUUAUUAAACAUCACAGAAUUCAUACUAGAUUAAACUCUACAAAUGUGA
Molecule: messenger RNA, 614 nt
Organism: Suricata suricatta (meerkat)
Lineage: Eukaryota; Metazoa; Chordata; Mammalia; Carnivora; Herpestidae
Product: zinc finger protein 22-like
Exons: 2
Coding region: 112-525 (137 amino acids)
Biological process (GO): regulation of transcription by RNA polymerase II
Molecular function (GO): RNA polymerase II cis-regulatory region sequence-specific DNA binding; DNA-binding transcription factor activity, RNA polymerase II-specific
Source: RefSeq, a predicted model, not a curated record